Molecule: messenger RNA, 2781 nt
Organism: Postia placenta MAD-698-R-SB12
Lineage: Eukaryota; Fungi; Basidiomycota; Agaricomycetes; Polyporales; Adustoporiaceae
Exons: 14
Coding region: 1-2781 (926 amino acids)
Cellular component (GO): Golgi trans cisterna; membrane; Golgi medial cisterna
Source: RefSeq, a predicted model, not a curated record
AUGCUGGCAAGCUUUCCCCAGAAGAUCACUGUGCCUUUCAACCUACUUGGCGAUGAAGCGAAGCUGGCCUUCCGCAGUCAGCCAACUGGCAUAGCGAAACUCGCUACCACUCGUAAUAUCCCUGCCACCGACUCAUACUGGGAUCAAUAUGUUACAUUGUUUGACUCGGCUUCCGACGUGUUCACGCUCAUAUCUCAUAAUGAUGUCCGUCGUGCCCUGUUCGAUGCGCCUGAGAACGUCGCGACGUUGAUUCGCGUCAUUACAUCUCGCCUAUUUAACCUCGUAUCGGACCACACCUUCCCCAGCGCGCCCAAUGCAUCCGUCGCGUCGCUCGCUUCUUCGUUCAUGAAGACACUAUCACCGCGAAACACCACCAAGGAGGUGUUGAACUGCAUACGCGUGCUACAGCGCGUCCUGCCUACAGUCUUCGAGCUGGAGAGUGAGACGAUCAGAUUUGACAUGGAUGUCUUUUGGAAGAAGGAGGUCGUGGAGGACGAAUCUGUACAAGCUUCAGAUGCGUCUGGGGCUCAGUUCGUCAUCGACGACGACGAAGAGGACGAAGAUGGUCCACAGGAAGGGUCGUCACGGCACGCAUCCGGUCCCAAAGAGAAGCCUAAGCUGACACUGCCCUCCCUGGCUGAGAAGCUCUUUGGCUGCGUUGUUGACUUGCUGUUCUGCUGCGGCUUUACUAUUCCCACCAAACUUCAGGUGGACCACUACAAAAUUAAUUAUGUCAUAUGGGGAAAGGGCGUUGGGUCUACUACUGAUCCUGGCUCCAGCCAAGCUCUGGACAACAAUAGGACAGAAGUCCUACGCUUGCUUCUGGUUUUGCUGUCGAAACCAAUCUAUGUCCCUCCUUCAGCAUUUCUGCCGCUUCCAUCACUUUAUUCCCUCCAUUUUAUCCAGCGUACGCCCAGACGCCACGUUCUCACCGUUCUCUGCUCUCUGCUGAAUACCAUCAUGAGCUCAUCCCGUGCACACAACGUCAUGAGUAUGGGCAAUAUGGCUGGGAGACUUCCGUACAACCACCUAGUAUUCAAGGGCGAGGAUACUAAAACAACACUAGUGUCAACUUGCUUACAGGUUCUGUGUACCCUGUUGGACUUCCAGAGUGGAACAGCGCGUGACAGUGCUACCGAUGGCGAUGCGGGAUCGUCAGCAGGGCCCACGGCACGGACGAACGCUUUCCGAUACUUCGUUGCUAAGCUCCACCGGCCAAUAGACUUUGCAUUCAUUCUGGAAGGUAUCACAGGCAUCUUUGAGGAACAGAUGGCGUCCAUCAAUAACCUCCUCCCUGGAUCAAAGAAGUCUGUCCCGUAUAUAGUGGAGACCAUCGUCUUGUUAUGGAAAUUGAUCGACCUGAACAAGAAAUUCCGUGCCUACGUUCUAGACUCCGACAAGGCCACGGACGUCCUCGCAUACCUACUGUGCUAUGGCAUUGAGAUCAAGGAUAAACCACAACAACAUGGACUCUGCCGUGCUAUUUCCUACAUCGUGCAAAGCAUAUCUGCAGAACAAGCGUUUGGGAUGAAAUUGUCCUCGCUGAUCAAGGCACAAGUCCCGCCGAAAUGGAGCAAUCUUGGUACGGCAGCUGACUUCAUGAUUCACGCCAUAUAUGCGAUGGUAGCCACGACUUCGGGAGCGCUCACUUCGUUGUACCCCGCGUUUAUCAUCGCGUUAUCGAAUUCUGCUCCCUACUUCAAGAAUUUGAGUAUCACGUCAUCGACACGCCUGGUACAACUUUUCACGGCGUUCUCAAACCCUUCGUUCCUGCUCUCAGACGAAGGUCAUCCAAGACUUCUCUUCUUCAUGCUAGAGACCUUCAAUGCUGUAUUACUCCGAAAUCUCUCUGAGAAUCCGAACUUGGUGUACGGGAUCCUCCAUGCUCAUAAGACAUUCGAGGAUCUUGGCACGUUUACACUCGUUCGUGGGCUGCGGGAGAUCCGUCGGAUCCAGCAAGCCAAAGAGGAACGUGCGCGGACGGCCGGGGGUGCCGUCGACAAAGGCAAAAACAAAGCGAUCGACCAGGAAGAAGAACAACCACAAGACGAGAAGGCCAGACUGUUACGCAGCGAGAGCGACAGCUCUGCCGAUCUGCACAGCCAAUCUGACCCAACCGAAGAUCCCGCCGAAGCACCGCAGUCGUCAUCGGAAGAGGAUCCUGCCACUAUCAGGCCCUUAAUGUCCCCGACCGCAACAGAGCAUCCGGGGUUCAAUCGAAGCCGCCCGGAGCCUUCUGAGAAAGCCAGGGGCAAGAUGAGGGCGGCGGGACGCUCGUUGUCUCUUGAUGUAAGUGGAAGUCUGGAGAGCGUCGCCGCCACCGCAGUCGGUCGGAAUGGCUUCGUGCCUACCCAAGAAUGGGUCACCUCAUGGCAACAAGGACUGCCACUUGAUAUCAUCAUGCUGGUGAUAUCGGAGCUGCUUCCGAAAGUUCAGGAACUACAAACCAGCCUUAACCCGACGAACGUCAACGGCGCCGUGGUUGACCUCAUCCGAAGUACGAAUCUGGCCCAUGUUUUGCCAAAACCACCGCCACUGGCCCCUCGGCGUUUCAUUUGGUCGGACGCUUCCAUUAUCUGGCUGUCGUCUUUGCUCUGGGGCGAAAUCUACGUCCGCUCCAUGACACCCCUUGGGAUUUGGAACGGUACCACCGUGCGCCUCUUCUAUGUGAAGCACGCUCAAGCGCAACAGCGUCAAAUCACUGAAACUGUCACCAAUGUCAUGGGCGGCCUUCUGGGGAGGUCGAGUUCAUCGCAGUCUAUUGGGCAGCGUCUUUCAUGA